CUUAGAUCUAAAACAUUUUUAAGCAAAUAUAAUAUAAUAUAUUGUAGUGAAAUUGACACUUAUAUUUAUACGUGUUUGUUUCCACUUGAUUUUCAACGCACUCUUUCUCCAUUCAUACCCGCUUUUCCUGCGUUUUUGUCACCUUUGAUUUUGAUUCGAUUCUUCGCUCCUCUCCUCUGUUUCAGUUGUGGAGAAGGACCGACGAACAUGUCAAUGGCAACGGAGCCUGCAGCUGUAGCUGUAGCAGUAGAUGGUGAUGAUUUACUUGCGAGACUCGUCUACUUCGAAAACAGAGUGGCAUUUGCAAGGCUGAUGCUUCCAGCUGAAGCCAAACUAGCUCUGGAGAUUGCAGGCGUGGGAGGUGCUGAUUCAGGAUCUAAUGGCUCAAGUGGGAACUUAAGGGCUGCUGAUUUGAAUGAAACACCUGUUGAAAGGACCCAAAUACUCCAAGCAAGAUUGCAGCUCCUCAUUACAACAGUGGAAAAGGGCCGGCUAUACUUCCCACACUGCUCGGAAGUUCUUAAUAACUUUCUAGACUACGAAAUAGAGAGGCAUGAAUAUGAUGCCUUUUUUCCGGAUAAGGGCACACCAGAGGAGCAGGCAAAGAAGAAGAUGCUCUUCAUGGAGCUCAAAGAGGAUUUGCAGAAAGCAUUUACUAAGGACAUUGCAGAAAAAAACCAACCUGGCUCGUCAUCGUCUUCACCAUUAUCCUCCACUUCUUAGAAAGAGGCUGCAAAGAAUAAGGUCUGGAAAAGGUCUAGUUGGUCUUGGUUGUAGUUUUUUGUUCACUUAGAAGAAGCCAUUAGAUAGCUCGGUCAGUUUUUGUGUAGUUUUCUUUUCUCUUCUUUUUCUCUACGCCCUUUAUUGUAGCUUUUUCUGUAUUCUGCAAGAGAUAAUGAGCUUCGAGUGCUGUCUCAUAGAUUAAUGGAAACAUUCAACUAGAAAAAGCCAUGAUGUGGUAGUGGUUUUUCCUUUAUAUUUGAAGAAUUGCUAGUCAAUUAUUCUACUCAAUGAAAAUAUUAUUUGAUUUAACAACAGAAAAAAAGAA
This is a messenger RNA of Humulus lupulus (European hop), 1048 nucleotides long. RefSeq names its product BTB/POZ domain and ankyrin repeat-containing protein NPR1-like. Lineage: Eukaryota; Viridiplantae; Streptophyta; Magnoliopsida; Rosales; Cannabaceae. The record is from RefSeq and is a predicted model, not a curated record. The transcript is spliced from 4 exons. Gene Ontology annotation, cellular component: nucleus. The coding region runs from base 208 to 723 and encodes 171 amino acids. Gene Ontology annotation, biological process: regulation of jasmonic acid mediated signaling pathway; defense response to fungus; defense response to bacterium.